AUGCUGUGCUCUCAUGGACUCCAGUCUACUCUCAGUCCAUUCAUGGACUUCUACUGGCCUGUACGCAGUCUGUGGCCAGACGUCAAACCUCUGCUCUACCAGCAGGAUCUGCUGCAGAGAAACCUCCAGGAGCUGCGCAGCAGUCUGGAGCUGAUGGACAAACUUCAGGACAAGAUCCUGGAAGAGACAGAGCCUUUCCAAACCGCUGCAGCCGUGCAACCAGUCUCCUGCCAUCUGAAGAAAGAGGGAGAACACUUUGGCCUGACCCUGGACACUCAAGGCUUUUCCCCAGAGGAGCUGUCUGUCAGGCAGGUGGGCAGGAAGCUGAGAGUCAGCGGGAAGACAGAGAAGAAGCAGGAGGAUGGGAAAGGCUGCUAUUCUUACAGAUGCCAGGAGUUCAGACAGGAGUUUGAUCUGCCUGAAGAGCUGAAUCCUGAAGCCAUCACCUGCUACCUGGCUCCAGAUGGGAAGCUCCACAUCCAGGAAGCCAAAGAUAUAUGUGUGGAGGACGCUGAGAGAGAGCUGCCUAUCGAGAAGAGCUCAGAGGAGAAACCACAGCAGAGUGUUUGUUCACACACAGAAGACAGCAGCACAGAGACAGACGAUAGCACACAGGACAAACCUGCAAACAUGGACUGA
Messenger RNA from Scomber japonicus (chub mackerel), 639 nucleotides. Its product is annotated as heat shock protein 30-like. Gene Ontology annotation, biological process: protein refolding; response to heat. The record is from RefSeq and is a predicted model, not a curated record. Bases 1 to 639 code for a protein of 212 amino acids. Gene Ontology annotation, molecular function: protein folding chaperone. The transcript has a single exon. NCBI's taxonomy places the organism in Eukaryota, Metazoa, Chordata, Actinopteri, Scombriformes, Scombridae.